This is a messenger RNA of Sorghum bicolor (sorghum), 2478 nucleotides long. Its product is annotated as AP2-like ethylene-responsive transcription factor ANT. NCBI's taxonomy places the organism in Eukaryota, Viridiplantae, Streptophyta, Magnoliopsida, Poales, Poaceae. The transcript has 9 exons. Gene Ontology annotation, biological process: regulation of DNA-templated transcription. The coding region runs from base 268 to 2124 and encodes 618 amino acids. The record is from RefSeq and is a predicted model, not a curated record. Gene Ontology annotation, molecular function: DNA-binding transcription factor activity; DNA binding.
GAAAACAAGGACAUGAAACCUUCAGACAUAUUAAAGGACGCAUAGUGUGGUACAAAUUAUCCACAAUUUGCUACGCCCCUCUCUUUCCUCUUGCUCGGUUUCACUGCCCGGCCGGGGCCUUCUCGUCGGUUCACUUGUUAGCUCUCACGUUUGUAGCAGCAGAAUUGGACAGGCUAGUAGUGUUUAAUUUGUGCUAGCGCUAGCGCACACGAAGGAGAGCGAGCUCGAGAGCAACAAGGGCUUGCGUGUGCAUGGUUGGUGGGGGGAAUGGCUAGUGGCAGCAACUGGCUAGGCUUCUCCCUCUCCCCGCAAACGGCCGUGGAGGUGCCCUCCGCUUCUGAACCCGCUCCUGCCCAUCACGCUCCACCUGAUCCUUCCAGUACUAUGAUCUCCUCUUCCAGUACCAACAACGCCACCACUUCCAACUUCCUCUUCUCACCGAUGGCCGCUCCCUAUCCUGGUUACUACUGUGUGGGCGGCGCGUAUGGCGAUGGCACCAGUGCUGCCGGCGUCUACUACUCCCACUUGCCUGCUAUGCCCAUCAAGUCCGACGGCACCCUCUGCAACAUCGAAGGCAUGAUGCCGUCGUCCCCGCCGAAGCUAGAGGACUUCUUGGGCGGUGGCAAUGGCGGUGGUCAAGAAACGGCCACCUACUACAGCCACGGCCAGGAAGAGGGGGCGAGCAGGGAUUACCGCCAGUACCAGCACCACCAGCUCGUCCCCUACAACUUCCAGCAUCUGACGGAAGCAGAGAUGCUCCAAGAAGACGCGGCGCCAAUGGAGGAGGCGAUGGCGGCGGCCAAGAACUUCCUCCUGACGAGCUACGGCGCUUGCUACAGCAACGGGGAGAUGCACCCUCUGAGCCUGUCGAUGAUGAGCCCCGGGUCCCAGUCGAGCAGCUGCGUCGGUGCGGCUCCGCAGCAGCAGCUGGCCGCUGUAGCCACUGCUUCCGCGGCGGCCGCAGCCCAGGGGCGCAGUAAUGGCGAUGGUGAGCAGUGCGUCGGGAGGAAGAGAGGCACCGGGAAGGGAGGCCACAAGCAGCAGCCGGUGCACCGCAAGUCCAUCGACACGUUUGGGCAGAGAACCUCCCGUUACAGGGGCGUCACCAGCAGGCACAGGUGGACUGGGAGAUAUGAAGCCCACCUCUGGGACAACAGCUGCAGAAAGGAUGGGCAGACUAGGAAAGGCAGACAAGUAUAUCUAGGUGGUUAUGACACCGAAGACAAGGCCGCGAGGGCUUAUGAUCUGGCUGCUCUGAAAUAUUGGGGUCCAGCUACUCACAUCAAUUUCCCCGUAGAGAACUAUCGAGAUGAACUUGAGGUGAUGAAAGGCAUGACAAGGCAAGAAUAUGUUGCGCAUUUGAGAAGGAGAAGCAGUGGAUUUUCUCGAGGCGCUUCCAUCUACCGAGGAGUGACAAGGCAUCACCAGCAAGGAAGAUGGCAGUCUCGGAUUGGAAGGGUUGCUGGAAACAAGGAUCUAUACCUCGGCACUUUCACCACUCAAGAAGAAGCAGCUGAGGCUUACGACAUAGCUGCCAUCAAGUUCCGUGGCUUGAACGCGGUGACGAACUUCGACAUAACAAGAUACGACGUCGACAAGAUCAUGGAGAGCAACACGCUGCUGCCCGCGGAGGAAGCACGCAAGGUCAAGGCGAUCGAGGCGGCUAACAAUGCUCCUAUGAUGCAGCACAACGGUGGCAGGGAGCUCAACCCAGCCGAGGAAACAAGCGCAGCCUGGAGGAUGGUGCUCCAUGGUUCUCCCCAGGAAGCUGUGCAUUGCCCAGAAGCAGUUGAUCUCCAGAGGGCAAUCAUGAGCAACGACUCUCAGCAUCCCUCCCUGCAUGGCAUCGUUGGACUUGAUCAUCACCUCGGCGUUCCUGGCAAGACGUCUGGGAGCAUCAAUUUCUCCAACUCGUCCUCGCAGGUGACAAGCCUGGGAAACUCCAGGGAGGGGAGCCCCGAGAGGCUGGGCCUGGCCAUGCUCUACGGCAAGCAGCCGAGCGCCGUAAGCCUGGCCACCAUGAGCCCCUGGAUGCCGAUGGCGGCACAGACAGUGGCCCAAGUGCUGAAGCAGCCGAACGUCGUCUCUCAUCUGCCUGUCUUUGCCGCUUGGGCAGAUGCCUAGUUGAGGGAAUUGGAGCUUAAUUAGCAGCUGCUCAACCUUGCUCGCCACUGCUGUUUUUUGUAGACUGAAGCAAAGGUUUAGCAGCACCAAGUUAGGUAAACUAGCUGGAAUAGCGAGGUUCGUUAGUUAACCACGAUGGAUGUUGUAAUGGUAUGCAGUAGAAGAUAGGCCUUAAUUAGUUUACAGCUUAUGCACAAUCUUAGUAGUAGUGGACUGGUGGCGGUGGUAGCGUUCUUUUGAGCCUUUUUUGGGUGACAAAUUGGUUAGAAUAUGUACUACUAGUAUGGCUUCCUUUGAACGUUACAUGAAACAAGGCUGUUGCGAGAAAAAGGGAAAAGGUUCACGAAAUGAGAU